AAAGGUGAUUAAUCGAUUUAGGUUUUAUCGCAUUAUCUUAUCUUUACCUUAUGUUAGUGCGAGAAAUAGCGCCGAAAUAAGUAAGUCGGAGAAAAUUUCUUCCUAGUGCAAAAAUGGGAGCUUUAACUUCAAAACAAGGAACUCUAAUAGUCCAAAAACCAAGACGAAGAAAAUCACUAUUAAGUUUCAAACGUUCUUCUGUGAAGAAAUUGGACUUGGCUUUCUUGGGCGAAGAUCGAAAAGAAAAAGCUUUAACUGAAGAAAGUAUAAACAAUUCAUCUGAUCCCGUUGAUGAAGAAAAUGAAGAAGAAAUAAAAAAGUUGAGUUAUAUUGAAGCUAAUUUGGAAGAAGUGAAAGUGUCUGUAACCGACGCGAGUCAAGACUUGGACAAAUUAAAUAAAAUAAGUGAAAAAAUUGAAGAAUUGAUUAAAGAAUUGCACAAGAUAGACAUCAAAAAUGCCGAAAAUGAACAACGAAAAAAUGCUUUAGAGAAAGAGUUUUUCCGCACGUUUCAAAGAUUAAUUAAAAGUAAGAAACUCUUGAUCAAGGCUAAUAAUCCUGACCACUGUUGGAAAGCAAUGGACGAGCUAGAGAAUUCAAUAAAUGAACAUUAUGAAAAUUUGAACGAAAAAAAUUGUGACGACUUGACCAAACAUUUGAAAAUUAUGAUAAAAAAAUUGCAGUCGAUUGAUAAUGUUAAUGAUCAAAUUAUCGAGAGGAAAGCUUCCAUUUCUGAUGCGAUGGUAAAGCUUGAGAAGAAACAAACUGAAAUAAAAAUGUCCCAAAAAAUGAAAACACUUGAGGGAGAAUUCGAAAAAGUUUUAGCCGGCUUAAAAACCAAUCUUUGUGACAUUUUAGACGUUAGUGAUGAAAUUUCAAACCGAAAACUUUCACUUAAGAAAAAAAUUUACAAGUUAUUGAUUAAAACUGAUUCCUUGCCAGAAAUUGAGAAAAAUAUUGAAAAGUUGAGGUCACAAAUUCGUAAAUUUGCGGAUGUGGAAACGAGUGAUGAAUAUUUUGAGAUGAUGGAGGCUUUGACUGAAAACGGUCUCGCACUGGAAGAACUUAACUGUGACGAUGAAGAGAAGAAAUGUGAAUUAUUAGAUGAAAUAAAUAUUUUACAAGGGGAUUUGGAUAGGACUGUUUCCGAAGUGAACGAAUUGAAAAGUAUUGAAGAAGCUGUUGAAGAAAUCGAUAACACUAAUUACCAGUAUUCGGAAGAGGUGCUCAAGAGACUUAAAAGUGAUUUACUUCGAUUAGAAGUCAGCCAAAAAUUGGCCGUAAUGAAGCAAGAAUGUUGUAAAAAAAUUGAAGAAUGUGAAAGUAGAAUAAAUUUGUGUUUUUAAGUAUUUAAUUUAUCUUUAGAGAAGUUUUAUCAAUAAAGUAAACUCUGUUUUUAUCUUAUCGUUUUAUUUUGCAACCAUAUUUAACAUUUAUACGAACUCUGUGACUGAAAUUUUAUCAAUGCAGUUGCAACAUUGGUCUACUGGCCAAAAUUUUACAACUCAGAUUUUUAACUUAAAAUGGGCCAAAGUAAUGCAACCCUUCGCCUCAAAUCAAUAAAAACCAACGUUUCCGAGAUAACCAAAAAAAUCCGAAAUGACGACCUUUCAACUCAAGAAAUAGACCGUUCACACGAAAUUCUCUUGGACUACGUCAAAGAACUCAAAUACAUCCUAAGCAAAAAUAUGCGAGUUUCAAAAAUCCGAAAAGUCGAGAAGGCCAUAAUUGCCGCCUUGCAAGAUUUGGCCACGUUAGAAGGUACUUUAAAGACUAUAGAACCCCGACUUAAGGCAAAAUCGAUGCAAACUCUCGCCGAUAUUGAAAAAAAUAUCAAAACAAUCGGUGAUAAUUUGGUUAAUCAAAAUUUUGAGUUGGAUAAAAAAGUGAUUAGUAAUUACAAAAAACGGAUGAGUUUUAUCGACGAUGUUGACGACGAAAUAGGAGUCAGAAAGACCGAAUUGUUGGAUGUGAUGUCGUGUGUUGAAAAUGUUCUCAGUGAAAAGGAAAUUGAAGAAGAACUGAAGCAAGCGGAAGAAAAACAUUACCUGACCAGACAUGACUUAAGUGAUAAGAAUUUCUUGACCCAACUCAAAAACGAAGUUGAAGAAAUUACAGAAGUUAGCGAGAAAGUGAAGAAACGGAAAGAGUAUCUCUUGUACAACAUUGACAACAGUAUAUUAGCCCUACAAAAUAAAGACAAACAAGACUCAAGUGCCACCAACUCACAACUAGUAACAGACGUUGUUGAAAGUUACAACAACUUCGAAGAUUUGUUCUCACCUAAUUGCAAUUUGGACGAACUUGAGAGUGUUUUUGACCAACUCUCGGCAAUGAGAAUGAGACUUGACCAAAGACUUAAAGUGUUAGAAAACCAAAUCAAAAUCGAGAAGGAUGUCGAUAAAAUUCCGGUGAAAGAAAGUGAGGUCCAUGGUCCAACAGUCAUUGAAAAAUUAAACAAAAUAAAAGAAACAAUUGAAAACAUUCAGACUCAAAUAUCGCGUUUGUCCUAUAGCGAAAACAGCCACAUUUACAAAAAUUUCCACAAAGUUUUGAAAAAAUACAAGACUGAAGUAAACGAACUAUCGAAUGAUGAGAAUUUAAUAUUGUCAACUAGUGUUUCAAAAUUAAUUGACGAUGUUUUAGUAAUUUUGGAUAAAAAUGUGUCAACAAGAAAUAGCACAAGUGGUGAUGUUUUUGUCGAUAUAAUGUCCAUUGGUGCUAGUGUUGACAAACUACGGGCCCAAAUUCAAAUAAGCAGCAACACGAGAGAAGACCACGAUUUAAUCAGAAACGAUCUUUUGGGACAUUUGCAAUAUUUAAAAAAAUUGGAAAUACCACCUGCAAGAACUAAUGUUUGCCAAUUUAGAGAUUAUCUUAUCAUUCAAAUUGAUAGCUAUUUGUCAUAUUUAGCCAAAAAAUAAAUAAAUUGUGGCACAGUUUAA
Tribolium madens (black flour beetle) is the source of this 2945-nucleotide messenger RNA. RefSeq lists its product as uncharacterized. NCBI's taxonomy places the organism in Eukaryota, Metazoa, Arthropoda, Insecta, Coleoptera, Tenebrionidae. Bases 1524 to 2924 code for a protein of 466 amino acids. The transcript is spliced from 2 exons. The record is from RefSeq and is a predicted model, not a curated record.